AGACAAUGUGAAUUGCUCCAAAAAAAUAUAUUCAAAGUGGUGUAUCAUCAUUGAAGCUAGUCAUGCUUGAACAAAUUUCUGUUAAUUUACUUGAGAUACAGACAUUUAUAAAUGCAGUGCUAAAAUGAUACAUAAGUGAUUUUGUGUACUAAUUGAAAUUACUGGUAACAAGAUGUUUUGAUGUUGAUGAUGUUGACAAUAAUAAACAGUGGUUGCUGAUAAAUAUUUGUGUUAAUAAUUAUCAAAGUGCUUGUGUUGGUGAAAUUGUGCUGUGUCUGUUGACAAAUGAUUUUAAUUACUUGGAUCUCUCUUGGAUCACCUUGGAUCUACUUGGAUCUACGUGGGACCCCAAUCUAAAAGCUAAUUUAAUCAAACCUUGGAAUACCUAUUGGAAUCAAAGACAAUUACGAAUGUAUUGUCAUUCAUCAAAUAAUAAAAAUGCUUACAUAACAACUCCAAUAUUUUACGUAAAUGCUGGACCACAUCUUGGACAUCUUUACAGUGCAGCAUUGGCUGAUGCAUUAGCAAAGUAUCAUGAAAUGCAUAAUUAUAAAGUAUUUUUUUCAACUGGUACUGAUGAGCAUGGUAAUAAAGUACGUGAUGCUGCAUUGUUAAAUAAAUUAUCACCAAAAAAUUAUUGUGAUAAUAUAUCAUUGAUGUUUAAAAGUAUGUGUGAUAAUUUUGGAGUUGAUUAUACAAAUUUCAUAAGAACAACUGAUGAAAAACAUCAAUUGGGUGUACAGCAAUUUUGGAAAAAUCUUGAUGAUGGUGGACAUAUUUAUAAAGGCAAAUAUUCCGGAUGGUAUUGUUUAUCAGAUGAAGCAUUUGUUCCAACAAAUGAACUUGAAGAAAUUAAACAAUCAAAUGGAAUUGUACAAAAAAUAUCUUCAUCAUCUGGUAAUACAGUUGAAUGGAUGGAAGAAGAAAAUUAUAAAUUUAAAUUAAGUAAUUUCCAAGAUGAUUUAAAAUAUUGGCUUAAAGAUUUAUCAGUUGUUAAGCCAAUUAAAUAUCAUAAAAUAUUGUUGUCAAUGAUUGAUGAAGGCUCAGCUAUGAAUGACUUGAGUAUAUCAAGACCAACAUCGCGAGCACCUUGGGGUAUUAAUGUACCAAAUGAUGAUUCACAAACAAUUUAUGUUUGGCUUGAUGCACUUGUUAAUUAUUUAACAUCACUUGGUUAUCCUGAUGAUAAAUAUAAAAAUUAUUGGCCACCUACUAUUCAAGUAAUUGGUAAAGAUAUAUUAAAAUUUCAUGGAAUUUAUUGGCCAGCUUUUCUGAUAGCUUCUGGAUUAGAACCACCAAAAACUUUACUUUGUCAUUCACAUUGGACAGUUAAUGAUGAAAAAAUGUCAAAAUCAAAAGGCAAUGUUGUUGUUCCUGAUGAUGCUGCUGUUAAAUUUACCAAUGAAGGCUUAAGAUAUUUUUUAUUACGAGAAGCUGUUCCUCACAAUGAUGGCAAUUAUAAUGAGGAUAAAGUUAGAAAAAUAUUAAACACAGAAUUAGCAGAUACACUGGGUAAUUUAGUCAGUAGAUGUAUGGGAAAAAUUGUAAAUCCUCAAGGAAUAAUACCACAACUUGAUGAUAAACAUUUGCAAUUAUUAAAAUCAAAUGAUGCAAUUAAUCUUGUUAAUAGUUUAAAAUCAUUAUCAUCAUUAACUCAAGAAGCUUAUGAAGAUUUUAAUCUUCAUCAUGUCGUUGAUUUUACAAUGAACAGUCUUAGGCUAUCAAAUAAAAUGAUUGAAACACACAAACCAUGGGAACUUGUUAAAAAUAUUAAUGAAAAUAAUAAUUUUAAUAAAUUAGAAGCUGUACUUGCACUUGGUCUUGAAUCAGUACGUAUUAGCUCACUAAUUCUCAAUCCAAUUAUACCAAAAUUAACAUCAAAUUUACUGGAUUAUCUUCAAGUUCCAAUUGAUGCUAGAAAAUGGAAUAAUACAAAUUUUUUAAUAACUGGAAAAUUAAAAGAUCAUCGUUAUCAAAAUGAUGAUGUUAAAAAUAUGAUAUUUUUUAAAAAACUUAAAUUAUAAAUUGUCGAAUAAAUAUUAUUGUUCAUGUUUUUU
Molecule: messenger RNA, 2057 nt
Organism: Aphidius gifuensis
Lineage: Eukaryota; Metazoa; Arthropoda; Insecta; Hymenoptera; Braconidae
Gene: MetRS-m
Product: methionine--tRNA ligase, mitochondrial
Exons: 8
Coding region: 411-2024 (537 amino acids)
Biological process (GO): methionyl-tRNA aminoacylation
Molecular function (GO): methionine-tRNA ligase activity; ATP binding
Source: RefSeq, a predicted model, not a curated record